UGCUGCACCAUGAGUGCCUCUGUGCUGAGCCCCUCCGGACCCCUGGCCAGUGUGUCUGGGCUCCUGCAAGUGGCUUCCCUGCUCAGCCUGGUCCUGCUGCUGAUCAAGGCCGCCCAGCUCUACCUGCACAGGCAGUGGCUGCUCAAAGCCCUCCAGCAGUUCCCGUGCCCGCCCUCCCACUGGCUGUUUGGACACUCCAAGGAGUUCCAAAAAAACGAGCUACAACAGGUACUGAAAUGGGUGGAGAAAUUCCCGACUGCAAGUCCUCGCUGGUUCUGGGGAACAAAGGCCAUAUUCGUGGUCUACGACCCUGACUACAUGAAGGUGGUUCUCGGCAGGUCAGAUCCCAAAGCUCACGGUACCUACAGAUUGCUGGCUCCCUGGAUUGGGUAUGGUCUGCUCCUGCUGAACGGGCAGCCGUGGUUCCAGCACCGGCGGAUGCUGACCCCAGCCUUCCACUAUGACAUCCUGAAGCCCUACGUGGGGUUCAUGGCCGACUCUGUGAGAGUGAUGCUUGACAAAUGGCAGCAGCUCAGCGGCCAGAACCCACGUGUGGAGGUCUUCGAGUACGUCUCCUUGAUGACCCUGGACAGCAUCAUGAAGUCUGCCUUCAGCCACCAGGGCAGCGUGCAGACAGACAGGAGCUCCCAGUCCUACAUCCAGGCCAUUGAAGACAUAAAGAACCUGUUUUUUUCCCGAGUGAGGAAUGCUUUCCACCAGAACGACACCGUCUACAGCAUGACCCCUUCAGGCCGCAGGUACCUCCGGGCCUGCCAAGUGGCCCAUGAGCACACAGACCAAGUGAUCCGGCAGAGGAAGGCUCACCUGCAGAAGGAGGGCGAGCUGGAAAAGAUCAGCAAGAAGAGGCACUUGGAUUUCCUGGACAUCCUGCUCCGUGCCAGAAUGGAGAAUGGGGACAGCUUGUCCGACGCGGACCUCCGGGCAGAAGUGGACACGUUCAUGUUCGAGGGGCACGACACCACGGCCAGCGGCAUCUCCUGGAUCCUCUAUGCGCUGGCCACCCACCCUGAGCACCAGCAGAGGUGCAGGGAGGAGCUGCAGGGCCUCCUGGGGGAUGGCGCCUCCCUCAGCUGGGACCACUUGGACCAGAUGCCCUACACCACCAUGUGCAUCAAGGAGGCGCUGAGACUCUACCCACCAGUGCCGGGUAUUAGCAGGGAACUCAGCAAGCCGGUCACCUUCCCUGAUGGACGCUCCUUACCUGAGGGAAUCACUGUGUCACUCUCCAUUUAUGGGCUGCACCACAACCCCAACGUGUGGCCAAACCCUGAGGUGUUUGACCCAUCCCGGUUUGCUCCUGGCACUGCUCGGCACAGCCAUGCUUUCCUGCCCUUCUCUGGAGGGUCCAGAAACUGCAUCGGGAAGCAGUUUGCUAUGAAUGAGAUGAAGGUGGCCGUAGCCCUGACUCUGCUCCACUUUAAGCUGGCACCAGAUCCCUCCAGGGUCCCCGUUCCAAACGCAAAAGUUGUGUUGAUGUCAGCGAAUGGAAUCCACCUGCGCCUCACGAAGCUUCAGUAACCCAGUGGACGUGGACCAACUCUGAGGGCUUCCCGUCAGCCAUCCCAUCUUGCUGGCUCUACUGUCAGAUUCUGACUUCCUCCCUGCUUGUUGCAGAUGUCCUGUUUGCUGUCCACCUGUCUCCACCCUCCUCUAUCUUAAUAUCUCACUCCGACAUGCUGUCUGUACUUCAGCUUGUCAGACCUCUCCCUGGAUUUUUUCCUUUCUGUCCUAUUAUCUGAACCUCUCAUAGUUUCCUCCUGCUCCUUAACAAUUUGUCACAAACUUAGUGGCUUACAACAACACACCUUUAUAAUCUUAACACUAAGGAAUCAGUAGUUGGAAAUAGGUUACACUUGGCCUCAUCUAGGUGUUGUGGGGGCUCUCAGGGAAAAUAUCUUUCUUUCUUUUCCAAUUUCUAUCUUAAUGUCUUUCAGUGAUUGGAUUAGCUGCUCCCAUAUUACCAUGGAAAUCUGAUUCUCUUAAGUCAACUGAAUGGAGAUGUUAGCCAUCUCCAAAUACAAGCAUCUAGAACAUUCGUUAACUGAGUAACUGGCUCCACACCCCACGCAAUUGACACAUAAAACUGAACUCCACAGUCCCCCUUGUGACCUGGCUUCCACACACUUUCCCUUCAAGUCCACCUCAUCUACAAAUAAG
Molecule: messenger RNA, 2178 nt
Organism: Talpa occidentalis (Iberian mole)
Lineage: Eukaryota; Metazoa; Chordata; Mammalia; Eulipotyphla; Talpidae
Product: cytochrome P450 4A11-like
Exons: 12
Coding region: 10-1539 (509 amino acids)
Molecular function (GO): monooxygenase activity; iron ion binding; oxidoreductase activity, acting on paired donors, with incorporation or reduction of molecular oxygen
Source: RefSeq, a predicted model, not a curated record